Messenger RNA from Lycium barbarum (goji berry), 978 nucleotides. Its product is annotated as CASP-like protein 5A2. Gene Ontology annotation, cellular component: membrane. The record is from RefSeq and is a predicted model, not a curated record. NCBI's taxonomy places the organism in Eukaryota, Viridiplantae, Streptophyta, Magnoliopsida, Solanales, Solanaceae. The coding region runs from base 240 to 776 and encodes 178 amino acids. The transcript is spliced from 4 exons.
CUUGCAUCUUUCAACAACUUGUGCCCAAUUGUCCGUCACUUUCCAGGCCACAUCUAUACAUACAUCCCCUGCUCCGAUCAGUCUUUGCCGGAUCUCUCUAAUUGAAGUAGUUGUGGAUCGCACAAUUAAUUAAUCAAUUUAGGAUGAUGAUUUAUUGGUAGCAACAGUGAAUUAAUUGAACUUGUUGUUUUACUAGUGGUGGUGACAAAAAAAAAAAAAGGAAAUAGACAAAUUAAGAAAUGAGUGUGAGCAACGCGUCAGUGCAUCCAGUUGAUGCGCCACCGUUACAAACGGAAGCAGCGAACGUGCCGCGCGUGAGAAUGAAAGAUGUACAAGGCAUGCCUGGCACUAUUGGUGGAUUCUUCUUACGUUUCGCUCAGUUUGUUUUUGCUGUUGUCUCGCUUUGCGUCAUGUCUACUACCGGUGAUUUUCCUUCCGUUACUGCUUUCUGUUACCUUGUUGCUGCUGCUGGUUUACAGAGCUUAUGGAGCUUGUCUCUAGGAAUUCUUGAUGUUUAUGCCCUUCUUGUUGGACGGUGCUUGCAGAAUUCUCGGAUUGUGAGCUUAUUUGCUGUGGGUGAUGGGGUCACUUCUACCCUCACGUUUGCUGCAGCGUGUGCUUCUGCUGGAAUUACUGUCCUGAUUGGCAAUGACCUUGGUGUCUGCUCUCAAAAUCACUGCUUAGAGUUCGAGACUGCUACCGCCAUGGCUUUUCUAAGCUGGUUCUGUGCUUUGCCAUCGUUUCUCUUAAACUUUUGGUCGCUUGCGUCCCGGUGAAGAGGGGCUCUCAUGGAAAUUACUUGAACGACGUCAAAAUAUCUUGUGAGAGUACUGUUUUUGUUUUGAUAUUGCAAAUGUUUGUCCAGAUGAUCAAUGUCCAAAAAACAAAAAAAACAUACAAUUGGCUGCUGCGGUGUGUAAAUACAGAUUGCGUGAAACUGGUUAAUAUGAAAAAUUGAGUUGUGUGUCUGUUGCUAGA